GGAGAAACUGAAAGAGAUCUCAAACUGAAAAAAGGGUUCAGUUGCCUUAGGUCGAUCGAACAGAGAGGGGAAACAAGCCAUGGAGACUUCGCCGCCCACCAUCACCGUUCACGUGAAGUUCGCCGGCCGAACCAUCCCGGUGGAGGUCCCGGCGUCUGCCUCCACCGCGGAGCUGAAGCUGCUCCUCCAGCCGCUCACCAACGUCCUUCCCCGCGGCCAGAAGCUCAUCUGCAAAGGGAAAGUUCUAGCAGAUGCCGCGAGCCUGAGCUCGAUGCAGGUGGGGAACGGAUCCAAGGUCAUGCUCGUCGCUUCUCAGGGCCUUCAUCAGGGGGAUGGCCCCAUCACUAAGACUAGCAAUGGUCCUGCACCAAGUGCAAAAAGAACAUCUAAUGUUAAGGAAAACGAAGCACAAAAACCGGAGAUUAUCAUCAAAAGCCGACAGGAGCGUUGGAAAAUAACUGGUGUUAUUGCAUUGUCUGAUUCCAGUUUGAAGGCAGUGCCUGAAGAAGUAUGGGAUUGUGGCUCCUCCAUACGAGUGCUAGAUGCUUGUAACAACUCUAUUGAAGCAAUUCCAGAGAAAAUUGUUGCUCUUAAUUCAUUAAAUAAAUUGCUGCUAACUGCCAAUGAUAUAUCUGAUGGGGGCAUCUGCUGGGAAGGUCUAUCAUGUGUUCAAACAUUAACUGUUUUAUCUUUAAGCCAAAAUCGGCUGGUUACUUUACCUCCGAGUUUGGGCUCACUGACGUUUCUACGCGAACUUCGGAUUGCAAAUAACAUGCUCGGUAACCUGCCUGUUGAAAUAGGUUUGCUGAAGCAGCUAGAGAUUCUGAUAGCAAAUAAUAAUAGGCUAACUACGCUGCCAUCAUCUAUAGGAGAUUGUGAAUCUCUCCUUGAGGUUGAGUUAUCAUCCAAUCUUUUAGCUGAACUACCAGAGGCUUUUGGAAAUCUUCAAAAUCUCAAGACUUUGCAUCUAAGGAACAAUGGUCUUAGUUCUCUGCCAUCAACUUUAUUCAAGAAGUGCUGGCGGCUUACUACACUUGAUCUUCAUGGCACGGGAAUCACAAAUGAUAUUCUCCGACAGGUGGAGGGCUGGGAGGAGUUUGAUGAACGUAGGCGACAGAAGCAUCAAAAGCAGCUUGAUUUCCGUGUUGGAUCAUCGGGCUUUUUCGAUGAAGGCGCCGAUGAUGAUAACAGGCGUGCAUAAAUGUCUCGUUCUAUGGGCAGGUUUUGUGCUUCUGGAAUUGUCCCAGGAUAAUAUUACAACUGGAAUGCACGUACCACACUUGAUUGUACGAUUUACCUGAUGCAGGUUGCUUUGUGCAUGGACGGUUGGAUGUGAACUGUCGUACCAUGAUCGUACGAAAAAGUUUGUACGCAUAGCAGUGCUCUUUUACAACAUUCUGGAUGCAUAUUUGUGUCCUCUUCUCUCCUUUAUUACUUUUAUAAGACCAAGAGAUGGAAAAGGCUUCUAUUAUUAAUCAUUA
This is a messenger RNA of Brachypodium distachyon (stiff brome), 1481 nucleotides long. RefSeq names its product plant intracellular Ras-group-related LRR protein 8. Bases 80 to 1201 code for a protein of 373 amino acids. The transcript has 10 exons. Gene Ontology annotation, molecular function: protein binding. The record is from RefSeq and is a predicted model, not a curated record. NCBI's taxonomy places the organism in Eukaryota, Viridiplantae, Streptophyta, Magnoliopsida, Poales, Poaceae.